UUUUAAAUACCACGCUUUGACAUUGAAAUGUUUCCGUGAAACAAUAAAGCAAAUGAUCAUAGGUAUUCCCAUAUCUGUUUCUAAUAAUGGAGUGAAGAAACUUUAAUGCUAAUCCUCUAAUAAUAAUUGGUACCAUUUUGCAGUAGCCGUAAUUAGAAAGGGAAAUCCUCGAAGGUGACCGCGAUUGAAAUAAUCGUUCGAAUAAAUUAAAACUACAGAAACAUUUCUUAUUCAGAAUUCAAGGCGAUGAGGAUCGAUUCCAUUUAUAAGCGAGGUACACUUUGAUAGAAUUGACGAUGCAAUACGUAUUUCCCCUGCACCGAUUUUGCAAUUUUUCUUUCCUCCGUUUGUCACACGAAUGAUAACAAUUUCCGGUAUGAAAAUCCCGAGGAUGUGAUUAAAAAGAUCAUGCUGAAAGAUUAAUAUUCUUAGUGCAGCACGGAUUAAAGGAUAGACAUGAUCUCCACGAGUUGGAUAUUCUUCUUGGUUGUGACCAUCAGCUCUAAUAGUGUUCAGCAGCCGAUAUUCUUCAAAAAUCCUUUCAAAGGACUGAAUGGUAUUGUUCCGAGGAUUAACGCGUACAACAGAAACGAGAUUAGAGCUGUUUAUUACUAUGACCAGACUGUGGCGGUGGUCGAUCUCGGAACAAACAACGAACUACAUAAUUGCAACCUGAUCGAAGUAUAUGAGCAAGAAGAGGCUAAUGAAGUUUUAAGAAAUCUGACGUCAACUGCAGUCCCGCAGCUGGUAUCCUUCGAGCAAAUGACGAAGCUCAUGCAACAGUGCGAGUUAUUGGACAAAGUCCAGCACGAUACGUUAUCCACUGGAAUGUCCAACACUGAGAACAAAGGUAGUCAUGGUGUGGGUAGCGUGUUGUCUCUUCUCUCAGGCAUCUUGCCAGGUACAAAAUGGUGCGGCACUGGAGACAUCGCUGAGAACUACCACGAUUUAGGUCAUGAAGCUCAAAUUGAUAGAUGUUGUCGCAGUCAUGAUCUUUGUCCUGUAAAAAUCCGAGCUCAACAAACGCGAUACAAUCUCACCAAUUAUUCUAUAUAUACCAAAUCGCACUGUGUGUGUGACGAGGCGCUGUACCAUUGUUUGAAAGCUACGACGAAUCCGACAGCGCAAGUAAUGGGUCGUAUAUACUUCAAUGUAAUAAAAGUACCUUGCAUUGAGGAUGUAUCAGAGGAUACUCUGGACAAACAUACUUCCAUAAGAAUAGGACGACGAUUUAUUCCUGUUCAAAUGAAUUAUUAAAACGAAUAGAACAUUGCAAAGUGAUACCAACAAUUUUCAUAUUUUUAUACCGUCGCUAACAUAAAGUGUGAAAUUGGGAAGGGAGAUUUACUGUUGUAUAAAUAUUAUACACAUGUAAAUAUAAUAAUUAUAAAGCUUACACGAUUCCUGCUCGAUUAGUUGAAUCAGUACCUAUUGAUACUGCUGAGUUGUAGAUAAAAUUGCUUGUUUCAAGAAUGACAAUCGAGGAAUGAUGUUUUCUGUCAUUCUCUUAAUGUCAAAAGAAUUGUGAUUAUAAAGAUUACCUGUAAAAAGUAUUUAUUUUUGUCUGUAUUUACAAAAUUAUUAUCUUUAUAAUGUAACAAUAAAGUAUUUCUCAUUACCUAUUAA
Bombus pascuorum is the source of this 1626-nucleotide messenger RNA. RefSeq lists its product as uncharacterized. The coding region runs from base 457 to 1257 and encodes 266 amino acids. Gene Ontology annotation, biological process: phospholipid metabolic process; arachidonate secretion. The transcript has 5 exons. NCBI's taxonomy places the organism in Eukaryota, Metazoa, Arthropoda, Insecta, Hymenoptera, Apidae. The record is from RefSeq and is a predicted model, not a curated record.